Messenger RNA from Knipowitschia caucasica, 1395 nucleotides. The record is from the annotation of a GenBank genome assembly. Lineage: Eukaryota; Metazoa; Chordata; Actinopteri; Gobiiformes; Gobiidae.
AUGGCCGAAACUGAGGCGCUUCUCAAAGAUGAAGAUAAAGCCCUCAGAGAACUGGCAGAACAAGAACGAGAUUCAUGUUUGCAAGAUAUCCAAGGUCUCAGACAGAAGAUUCUGGAUCUGCUGAUACCGGAGGAGGAUGCAGAUCUAAACGACCUUGUUUUGGAAGUCACUGCAGGAGUUGGGGGUCAGGAAGCUAUGCUGUUUACUUCUGAAGUAUUUGACAUGUACCAGGGUUUUGCUCAAUACCACGGCUGGUCUUUUGACGUUUUGGAUUAUAUGAGGAGUGAUUUAGGAGGGCUACGCCGAGCUUCUGCCAGUCUCAGCGGGGAUCAGUGCUAUAGUAGAAUGAAGUUUGAGGCAGGUGUCCAUCGGGUACAAAGAGUUCCCAAGACUGAGAAACAAGGCCGAAUGCACACCAGCACAAUGACUGUAGCUGUAUUACCACAACCUACUGAGAUCUCCUUCAGCAUAAACUCCAAAGACUUGAGGAUUGAAACUAAAAGGGCAAGUGGGGCAGGAGGUCAACAUGUUAAUACAACUGACAGCGCGGUUAGAAUAGUCCAUAUACCCACAGGUGUUGUAGCAGAAUGUCAACAAGAACGGUCCCAGUUAAAAAAUAAGGAAACAGCCAUGAAGGUUCUUCGAGCAAAAUUGUACAGUAUGAAGCUGGAGGUCGAGACUAGCAAACGGUACAUGCAACGUAAAAUACAGGUUGGCACAAAAGAUAUUUCUGAAAGGUGGAGAGCAAGUUUGGAUCUCCCUGGAAGUCUGACCCCAGUGAUGGCAAACGAGGAGCCAAUAAUCCUCAACGUGUAUGAUAUGUACUGGAUGAAUGAGUUUACCACCACUCUGGGCAUCGGUGUCUAUCACACAGGGAUCGAGAUGUAUGGAAGAGAGUUUGCCUAUGGUGGACACCCAUACCCAUUCUCAGGAAUAUUCGAGAUCACACCAGGAGAUGCCAUUGAACUUGGUCAAACCUUCAAAUUCAAAGAAGCCAUUCUCUUGGGCACCACAGACUUCACUGAGGAGGACGUAGAGCGGAUCGUGGAAGAAAUGGGGAAGAAGGAGUAUAAGGGCAACUCCUACCACCUCAUGUACAAGAACUGCAACCACUUCUCCUCAGCGCUGUCCGAGAUCUUGUGCGGCAGAGGGAUCCCGGGCUGGGUCAACCGGCUGGCGUACUUCAGCUCGUGUGUGCCAUUCCUCCAGAGCUGCCUUCCCAAAGAGUGGCUGACCCCCGCAGCGCUGCAGUCCAGUGUGAGCCAGGAGCUGCACGCCGAGGGGCAUCUGGAGGAGGGAGAAGACGCCGCUGCCACUGCCUCUCUGGCCUCUAUGUCGCCCUGCACCCCCACCAGCCCCUCCCCUCUGACACGACACCACCAGCCGCGGCGGUAG